Messenger RNA from Drosophila hydei, 793 nucleotides. RefSeq names its product CD63 antigen. Lineage: Eukaryota; Metazoa; Arthropoda; Insecta; Diptera; Drosophilidae. The transcript is spliced from 5 exons. Gene Ontology annotation, cellular component: membrane. The record is from RefSeq and is a predicted model, not a curated record. Bases 58 to 741 code for a protein of 227 amino acids.
UGGAGUUGUAAAGGUCGAUAGAAUUAGCCAAGGCACACAGUACAGAUUCUUCUAAAAAUGGAUUGCGGUGGAGUUUUGGUUAAAUAUGUGCUAUUCAUAUUUAAUAUAUUGUUCGUAAUAUGCGGUAUUUUGCUUAUCAUUUUUGGUUCGCUUAUGGUCUCGGAAAUUAAAGACUUUUCGAGCGUGGACCAAACAUUUACUGCAAAUAGUGUGGCUAUUAUCAUACUGGUGUUGGGCUGUCUUAUCUUUUUGGUCUCGUUUAUUGGAUGCUGCGGUGCCAUACGCGAAAAUGCUUUCGCACUUACAACGUACUCCAUCAUUAUGUUGGGCUUGUUUUUGUGCCAAAUCUCCUUGAUUAUAUAUGUGUGGAUCAAUCAUGUACAAAUACGGCAAUCUCUUGAUCAGAUGGUGCAAACCAUUUGGGAUCAGAGAAAAUCUGAUGGCCUCUUAAUGGAUACUCUCCAGAAAUCUCUGAAAUGCUGUGGGCUGUUUAAGUUCUCCGAUUAUGGCUCUGUAUACCCCGCCUCUUGCUGUGACUCCCCCACAAAUGGAUCUUGCAGUUUAACUUCAGUUAUGUUUAAGCCAGGCUGCAAGUCGGCAGUUGAUUCGCUAUGGGACACAAAUGCCAACAUUAUUAAAUAUGCUGGACUGGGUGUAACUGCAGUUGAGUUGGUCGCCUUCAUAUUUGCAUGUUGCUUGGCAAAUCAAACACGCAACAACGAAAGACGACAAAAUUUUUAAACCGCUAUAUUUCAGCCGGCGCCAAUAACGAAAAUUAUCUAUUAAAAAUAAU